AUGGCCCCGCCGCUGCUGCCGCCGGCGCUGCUGCUGCUGCUGCUGGGGCUGCUGGGGCUGGUGCGGAGCGGAUGCCCUUUGGGCAAGACCCCUUCUCGGCCCCGCAGAGGAAUCCUCCAGCUGGCUGGGAUGAUCCGGUGCACUACGGGGCGAACACCCCUGGCCUACAUUCGCUACGGAUGUUACUGCGGCUGGGGAGGCCGUGGCUGGCCCAAGGACCAAGUCGACUGGUGCUGCUUUAAGCAUGACUGUUGCUAUGGAAGAGCCGAGGAGGAGAGCUGCGCCCCCAAGACGCGGUGGUACCCCUGGGAGUGCCAGGACGGCAAAGCCAAGUGUGACGACAUCGAAGACAAGUGCCAAAAGAUGGCUUGUGAGUGUGACCGCAGCGCAGCCAAGUGCCUGGCAAAAGCCCCCUACAACAUGACCUAUUUGUUCUGGCCAGACACCCAGUGUGGAGAGAAGGGCCCCACCUGUCCAGACGACUGA
Protobothrops mucrosquamatus (brown spotted pit viper) is the source of this 486-nucleotide messenger RNA. RefSeq names its product phospholipase A2 group X (gene PLA2G10). Bases 1 to 486 code for a protein of 161 amino acids. Gene Ontology annotation, biological process: arachidonate secretion; lipid catabolic process; phospholipid metabolic process. Gene Ontology annotation, molecular function: calcium ion binding; phospholipid binding. The transcript has 4 exons. NCBI's taxonomy places the organism in Eukaryota, Metazoa, Chordata, Lepidosauria, Squamata, Viperidae. The record is from RefSeq and is a predicted model, not a curated record.